GUGGGUUUUGGGUAUUUUUCCUUAUGGAUCUUCAGUACCAAGUUGGCAAAGUGACUCAUGUCAUUGACCCCAGCAACAUUUGGCUACAGCUGUCAACAGUUGAGUUUUGCGAACUUGAAACUGACAUCCAAAAGUGUUUCCACAAUGAAAAACCCGCCACACAAAUCGGCAUGGUCCAGCCCGAGCAGUUUGUUAUUGCAUAUAGCUCUUCAGUUGAGAAAUGGUUACGAGCUCGCAUCUCAAGGGUUAUGGGAGAAAAAGCUGAUUUAUUUUACUUGGACUAUGGGUUUGCUGAGCAACGACCACUCAAUAGAAUAUCAACUGAAUUUCCUCCACGUUUCAGUGAACUAAACGCCCAAGCAUUGCAUUGUAGAUUGUAUGGUAUUGAACCUCUGGCCCCACCAUCAUGGAUAAACCGUGCCGGGAAAGUACUGAGUAAUGUGGUUUCUGGACAAAAUUUUUACGUAUUCUUCCAUUGUUCCUCAGUUGGCAAAUAUGUUGUUUCACUCUACAAUUAUCAAACCCAGCGCAGUGUCAUCCAUGAAUUGUUGGAGUCUGAAGUUUGUAAACCUGAUGGGGAAGUUCCUAUUGCAGAAUAUAUUGCCUCUCCAUCUAUACCAUACAACAAUGACAAUCGAGGUUUUCCUGCAGACCAUUUCCACGCACCUAAAGCCUAUUCUAAAGUGGCCGAUACAUGCAAAUCUGAAGAUUUUGAUGCAGUUUCAAAUAGCCGGCACCCUCACACUGGCAUACACAUUGACGACAAGAAUUACUGGAAUCAAACGCGAAUUCCAAGUGCUGACCUCUCGGUGUUUGAUGCGACGUCGGAACUGACUCCUGAGAAACUUGCCAACAUGGACAAAAUGCAUCAGUUCCAGAAAGCUCAGCAGGAGGUUCAGAACCUUUUCAGUCACAAUGCUGACUAUAUGUUCGCUUCAAAUAGUGAGUGUUCUCUCGACUGUAACUAUUCUAACAGCAAGACACUCUCAGAGGUAAUGAAUGAUGUCCAAAGCCAGAUUCAGGAAUUGUAUACGGACAAGAAGUUUCAAACGGAGAAUAAUAAUCCAAGAAAUCUACCAUCAACUCGGUUUGAUUCAACUCCUAUAUCACAUCCACCAGCACGGAGUCAGGAUAUUUGGACAACUAAGACCCGUUCGGUGCCUCCUGGUUUCCAACCUCUCGGUUCUACUGAAACCUCAAACAACUGUCCUCGGAGAAAUUUCGAUGACUUCACUACUUGGAGCCCAUCAUUCGAACCUCGCCAACAACCAUCGUUAAGUCCAAACUAUUUGAAGCUGGUGAAACCUAGUACUGUAUUGGUGCCACCUUCAAUGUUCAACAGUUGUUCAAAGACGGAACCACCAAAACCUAAUUUACCCAGGAAUAACUGGUCAACUUCAUGGGGAUCAAAUUGCAGCCAUUCUGUAAUUGAUACUAAUUUAACAGAAUUAGCUCAGAAACUCCAGCAGGUCCUUCCUUCAGCUCAUUCCAAUGUACACUGGCCACAGCUCUACUGGGAAAUGGAUCAGCUCUUCCUUGAUUUCAGAGAACUGUCCAGCACCCAGAAACUGAACCUUAUUCUGAAGACCGUCUUAACACAAGCGAUUCAAGAACCCAACUUCUUUAAUAAUGCCAUCACUCUAAUAUUUUAUUUUCGAGAUCAUAACAGUUUUGAGAAUAGUCUGCGCACAACUAUCACAGAUUUAGAGAUUGAUCAUAUUAAGCCGGAAAGUUUGACUGCUGAGACCUUUGCAGACCUGUUGGGCCAUAUUUUUGUUGAAAUCUGCUCCCGAAACUCUCAAAGAUGUUCUUUCACACCAUUUAGGACAAUUCUCACCAAAUGGUUGAACUUCUCCAAUCCCAACAAUUCUCCACAAAGUGACUGUCAUUUGUGUAAUCUCUACCAGCAUUCAUUCCUCGAUUUUUGGACAGUUGCUGGUCUCAGUUGUUUGCAGAAUCUGUCUUCAGAAUUCACGGGUUUUCUCAGGAGAGAGAUGAAGUCAAUGAUCCUUAGUACCAGUGUGGAAUUUGCGGUGCGGUCAAGGUUGUUUUCCAUCUUUGUGGAACAAGAACAGAUGCUGUACAGUCAGGAACAGAAAUCAGUUCAAACAGUUGGAGUCCAGACAGACAUUCCAACUGUACCAGAAAAGGCUGAUAUUGAUCCUGUGCAAUUGUCACCUGAUCACAAUAUUCCAAUGUACCAGCAGAAUGGAGACACGUCAGCUGUUGAUUCCUGGACCCAGCCUAAUUUCUCUGAGCCAGCAGACAUCAUUGACAACGUGGAGCCAGAUUAUAACUCCAGCCAAAAUGCGCCUUUAGAACAUCAGUUCAGUGCCCUUUACAGCAGGGAUAACCCAGCCUCCCCUCCUCUGACUCCGCCAUUGGAUUCAACUCGAUGUUGUUCAACUGAACUCUUACAAUCGUCUGAGUUUCCAUGUGCUGCUUCGCCUCCGCGGUCAGCAUCACCAGAACCAGAACCAGAGCCGGAAGAAGAGAACGACUCCCCACCUCUCAACUCUGAUGAUUUGGAGGUCCUGCCAGAGAGGGUCUCUCACCAGGAGAAAUAUCUCUCACAACGGUACAGUUCCGAUUUGGAAUUGAAACGACCGUCUGCGAUGUCUCUGAACUUGUUUGAACCUUACUUCCUUGAAAAGACCCUUGAGUCAGCAUCGGCCCCUUGUCCCUCUCCACCUCAACCACCUCCUCAAAUCGAAGAAGAAAAAGAACUACCCAACAUGGUAGAAGAGGUCGAGGAGAAACAAGCAAAUUCAGAAUUGUUGCGAGGGAGCUAUGCUGCUCGAGUGGCUGAUUCAUCUGGUGAUGGCCCUAAUAGGAAUGCCAACAGCCGGACUUCCAACCGAAAUAAUCCAUUAUUUGACUAUCCCGAUGAUCACAUUGCUGCUAUACGAAAUAAUGCUAGGGAUAUCGGUAAUGGCAAAAUUCGAUUUGUUGCUAAGCGACUGGUUCCUGAGAAAGGGACCACAGUUAUGAACACGUCCUGCAAUUAUGAACUACGGGGUAAAAAAAAUGGCACUUUCCCAUCUUUCUCCUCUACUAAUGCGACACCCUUAACUUCCUCUUGUGUGUCCUCACAAACUUCAAAAGGAAGGGCUUCUUCUAGCACUAAAAAGACACUGUCAGGGAACAAGCCUGCUAGCAAUAUGUCACAGGAGCACAUGACAAAGUCAGUGCAUCUCUCUAGUUUACGCACAAAUUCGGAAUCAGACACACGAACUUCCACUGCCGAUGUUAGGUAUGCGAACACAGAUGCCAAAGCUGGCAGCAUGCACUCUCAGCCCGAGCCCAGCUUGAAGCUGAAUUCACGGUCAGUGGGUAGGACUCAAAGUUGUAGUCAGGAAAUACCGUGUUACCAGUGUACUAUAUGUGGUAGGGAAGGGCAUCAGAGUCACCAAUGCCCCAACCAUUCCAAGUAUUUUUUUAUGUAACUGCUGUUCACAUUCAGUGUUGGUCCCUGGCGACUAUUGUUUGGUAUUUUUGAAAGGUUUCAUCUGUCUAUCAAUCCGCAUUGCAUUUGAUACUGAUGGAUAAUCAAUCACUUUCAAUCGAUCACUAAAAUCUCUUGCACUGCAUCAUCAAUUCUUCAUCAUCUGUGUGUGCAUGUGUGUAUGUAUGUAUGCACGCAUGAAAGUAUGUUCAUGUAUGUUUCAUGUAUGUUUAUUUUCCAAUACACCUUGGCUAUCAGUUUUGUAUAGUAAGAAAUAAUAACACCCAUCAAAAGAUACUUGGGGAGACCUUUAACUCUAAGUAAUAUUCUAAGUUCUGUUGUAAUGUAGAGCAAGAGAUGAAAGCUCCCGGCAAGUCAAGACCUCAUUUCUUGGUUGAAGUCAGUUCUCCUCACAUCACUAAGGGAAAGUAUGAAUGCCACACACCCCGUUACCCAGCUACUAAAAUAGGGCUUUAUUAGCCUAGUUAAAUUUGAUAAUCUAGGACCCGCUUCUAAUAGUAUUCACUCUAAUUUUCACUUGCUUUCUUCUUACUCUUUGUUAUCUUCAAAUAAUGAUACAUCAUGCUUUCUUUUUCUUUGUUUUAUUUAUUUUCUAGUAGCAAAAAUGGCUAUUAAAACUUGGUAAUUGCUAUUGUUAAUUAAUAUUUCACUUAUUACCUUAGACAGAUGUAAGCGGUUUUUGGUUUCUGUCUGGAUACAAGCCCGUUGUGUUACAUUCAAAAUGAAGUUUCUUUUUUAAGCUCUUAUAUUUUUUGUAAUAGAAGUUAUUUUCUUCUUCAGACUAUUAUAGAACUUGUUGCAAAGUUGUAUAAAAUCCUAAAAACAAAUAAUGCAUGUAUGUGCAUACACACACACAGUUUCAGUAGCUAUAUAACAUUACCCAGGUUAACAAUAUAAUCUUAAUUCCCUAGUAUUUUGAGUUCAAGUCACACCAAGGUCAUGUUUGCCUUUCAUUUUUUGGAGGUCUCCUAUGAAACAAAUAGUGUUCUAGAAGUAGUGUUGCUCAAAGUGACUCGUGAAGGGGUACUAUACUGUGACUACAGUCCAGUGAUUGAAAGUAGUGGAGAAUUUUUAACCCUUGAGCAUUUAAACUGGCUAUAUCUGGCCAAAAUAUUCUUUAUGUUCAAAUCGGCCAGAUCUGGCAUCUCACACCUACCCUGGAAUGUCGUUUUAAUUCAAAAUGAUGUGAAUAAAUAAGCAGUACAUGUGACAGAGUAAU
Molecule: messenger RNA, 4685 nt
Organism: Octopus bimaculoides (California two-spot octopus)
Lineage: Eukaryota; Metazoa; Mollusca; Cephalopoda; Octopoda; Octopodidae
Molecular function (GO): zinc ion binding; nucleic acid binding
Source: RefSeq, a predicted model, not a curated record